Messenger RNA from Capronia epimyces CBS 606.96, 1974 nucleotides. RefSeq lists its product as uncharacterized. NCBI's taxonomy places the organism in Eukaryota, Fungi, Ascomycota, Eurotiomycetes, Chaetothyriales, Herpotrichiellaceae. The transcript is spliced from 2 exons. Gene Ontology annotation, biological process: carbohydrate metabolic process. The coding region runs from base 1 to 1974 and encodes 657 amino acids. The record is from RefSeq and is a predicted model, not a curated record.
AUGGAACUGAUGACCAACGGCCUGCCAGGCCAUCUGCAUGAGUUCUACCGCAUGGUCAAAGACGCCCCCUGGCUCGGAGGGGAUCAAGAGUAUUCCUGGUUGAAUGAAGCCUGGCCAUACUCUUACAAUGCACUUGUGCCACUGGCCUGGACCGCAGACGAUGCACGGCUCAAACACCACGUCCUGAGGGUUACCGAUUGGGUGAUUGCUCAUCAGCACGCAGAUGGCUGGUUGGGUCCGGAGGCUGACCUGUCACGUCGCAAUCUUUGGGCCCGCUAUCCCCUUUUCCUGGGGUUCAUGCAGCUGGUCGAGGCCGAACCUGAGCUGGGCCAAACCAUGAUCUUGCCUGCCAUGCAUCGCUUUCUUAGUCUCAUGCACGAGAUGCUAGCAGACCACCAUCAAGGCUACGUCUGGAAGCCAGGUGACCAAUUUGAUGAGCAAUGGGGCCGGUCUCGUGCCGCAGACAUGGUGCUCGCUCUGCAAUGGCUCUAUGAGAAACACCCCAUGGGAAACGAAAAGAUCAUCCAUCAUUGUAUGGUCUACAUGUACGAGAUGGCCUACGACUGGGCUUACUGGUUUCAUGAAGACCAGUUCUUGAAAGAAGACCUCGAUUGGGUGCCCGUCGAACUGACCCAGAGGCUGUUUCCACACAUUCACGUGGUGAAUGCGGGCCAGGGGCUGAAAUGGGCCGCCGUCAUGCGAAGACUUGUCCAUGAUGACUCUCUACUCUCAACGGCCAGGAACGGGGUCAACUGGACCUUCCAAUACCAUGGCACUCCCUCGGGGGCCAUCAUUGGCGAUGAACGUGAAGCAGGACUCAGUCCUGUCCGAGGCACGGAGCUCUGCAGCGUGGUGGAAUCCAUCUUCUCCUUGAAUUAUCUCUACCAGGCGCUAGGAGACCGUGACUUUGCCGACAAGUCGGAGUUGGCAGCCUACAAUGCGUUGCCUGUCAUGUUCAUGCCUCACUGGUGGGCUCAUCAAUAUGUCGCCCAGACCAACCAACCCAUCAGUCACCAGCUGGACAAGUCACCCUUCUGGAAUGUCGGCCCCUGGGGGCAAACGUUCGGGACCGAACCAAACUUCCCAUGCUGCACGGUCAACAUGCAAGGAUACUCCAAGUUUGUCCCGGCAUUGUUCGUCCAGGUGGGCGAGGACGGACUCGCGCACGCGCUGCUCGGGCCGGCUCAGGUCAGCACCACGUUGAAGAAUCGCAACCAAGUCCAGAUCCGAAGCCACACUAACUAUCCGUUCAGCAACUACCUCAGCUACGACAUCGAGGCAACAUCGAGCUUCCGCUUCUCCUUCAGGGUCCCCUCCUGGGCUAUUCUCGAAGAGAGUGGUGUAUGGGUUGACUCUGGCAAAGAGCAUCCUCUGCAGCCAGAUGCCGCCACCGGUUUGCAUACCAUGGCGGUGCCAGCAGGAAGAAGCCGCAUCGAGGCCGCGUUUGGCGCCAAGGUGCGCAUUGAGCCCAGGGCCAACGGUACUGUCUCGAUCUAUCAUGGCGCUCUACUGUAUGCGUUGCCUGUUGCAGGCGAAUAUCAUGCUUCUCGUCCGGCGAGGUACCCCGGUACUUCGGCUCCUCCACAAGCACAGGACUGGGAAAUCUUACCUAGAGAGCCGUGGAACGUGGCGAUCGAUCCCUCGAGCCUGAAGUUUUACGAGUAUCCGAACCGGUAUGCCGAGCGGCUGCCGGAUCCGAUCUGGAAUGAGGAAGCGCCUCCUGUCAGCAUCUCGGCCUUGGCUUGUCAGAUAGCGUGGCAAUUGGAAGAUGGAUAUGCUCCUAGUCCGCCCUUGGUGGGAGGCCGGAACUGUACAGGGAGGGCAUUCCCCGUGGAGCUGCGGCCUUAUGGCAGUGCUAAACUGCACAUGGCGGAGUUGCCAACCGUGGAUUUGAGGCCCGGCAGUCCUGACUUGUGGCGGCCAGGGAAGGAUGGCCCAGAGGAUCGAGGGUCACACCACCAGGGCGAACUAUAG